AUGAAUAUCUGUCAAAUUGAAAUGUACAGAAUACCACCUUAUGAAAUUGAUAAAAAGGCAAUGAGAAAUUCAUUGAUAAGAUUUGGAAAAAGGGAUAAUUUUUACCCACAAGAUAAACAGCCCCAAUAUAAAAACUCAGAUAAGAUUCAAAAAAAUUCAGAUGAUCGUGCUGAUAAUCUUGAAAUGAUAAUAUAUUUUCUUGAUAUGACAAGUAAAAUGUGA
Strongyloides ratti is the source of this 222-nucleotide messenger RNA. RefSeq lists its product as hypothetical. Bases 1 to 222 code for a protein of 73 amino acids. Lineage: Eukaryota; Metazoa; Nematoda; Chromadorea; Rhabditida; Strongyloididae. The transcript is spliced from 2 exons. The record is from RefSeq and is a predicted model, not a curated record.